GGAAGAAUCCUUCGCCGUUUGUCACCUAUGGGCUGCUCCAGGCUUGCCUUCUUUUGUCUCCAUUGGCUUCAGGAAAAUUGCGUACAUAGCUUGAGGAAAGAGCAAAGCCUUGGAGAGGAUUCAAGCUUUCUUUGGAGAAAACUCAAUGAAAAAAGACUUGUUUAAGAUAAAUUUUGAGAUUAAGAAUUUAUAAAGGAGUAUGACCAUUGCCUAUAUAAGAGACAAAAAAAAAAUUCUGCUUCAUUUACAUCUCUAGCUGAUGAUGUCUUCCAGAUUAAACAUAUGGAUAUACAGUAUCUCUUUUAUCUUGAUAUGUGUGUUUUAUAAGUCUAUAGCAAUUAAUAAAAAUACUCUGAUGGAACUGAGUCUUCAGGAAUAUUUCAGCAUUUUGCAGACAGGAAAAACCUCCCUAGUUUAUUUUAGUCAAGAUGUUUCUCUAGAUAUUACUGUAUUUCUUGAAGAAUUGAGAAAAGCAGCUGAACCUCUUCAUAAUUAUGGGAUUGCAGUUGUGAAGGUUAAUUGUGCUAAAGGAGAAGUAUCAAGAUACUGUGGAAAGGAAAAUAAUUUGACAAAAGCAUAUUUAUUCCGAGGUAAUAUAUUACUCAGAGAAUUCCCCACUGACACUUUGUUUGACGUGAAUGCCAUUAUAGCUAAUGCUCUCUUUGCACUUCUAUUUAAUGAAAUAAAAUACAUUACUUCAGUAGAAGACUUUGAGAAUAUAGAAAAUGCUAUGAAGGGAAAAACAAAUAUUGCCCUCAUAUAUGUGAGAGCAAUUGGAACACCAGAACAUAGAGCAGUAAUGGAAACUGCUUUUGUACAUGGUACUACAUAUCAAUUUGUAUUAACUACAGAAGCUGCCCUUUUGGAAGGAAUGGGGGCUGCAAAUUCUGAUAUGAUAUCUGGAAGUUUUUUCUUCUUUCAUUGUAAACUUGUCUUAGAUUUGACUCAGAAAUGCCAAAAAACUCUAUUAGAACAGCCAUUGACUGUAUUAAACAUUCAUCGAUUUCUCAAGCUGAUGGAUGCACCUUUGUUGACUGAAAUUACUGAAGAUCCUGAAAAAGUUUCAACUAUUCAUCUCCAACUUGGUUUGCCACUGAUUUUUAUUCUUAGUCAGCAAACCACCUAUGAAGCUGAUAAGAAAAUCGCAGAAAUAGUCGCUUGGCGCCUUCUUGGAAAAGCAGGAAUCAUAUUGCUGGACUCCUCAGGUUUGAACAUCCCUGCUCAUGCCAAUGUCAUCAUCAAAAGACCAAAAGCGGGAAUACCAAUUGACUACUUGGUUUUACAUGAUGCUAGUUCAAUAAUAUCCCUUGUGGAAAAUAACACAUCUGUCCAAAAUAAUGAGGCAGCUAAGGAAUAUGAAGAAGAUGAAAUGGAGACGCUAAAUCUAGAUAUUCAAGAUGAUCAAGUGGUUGGAACAGUUUAUAGAGACAGGAAGAGAAAUUUACCUUUGGAACUGAUCAUAGAAUUAACUGAAGAAACAUUUAACAGCAUAAUAAUGAAUACUUCUAGCAGCAUAAUAUUAUUUUAUGCUAAUUGGGAAGCAGUGUCCUUAGCAUUUUUGCAGUCCUAUGUUGAUGUGGCAGUUAAAUUGAAAGGAGUAUCCAAUAUGUUAUUUACUAGUAUCAACUGUGGAGAUUGGUCUAAUGUUUGUACAAAACAAAAUAUCACUGAAUAUCCUAUUGUAAAGAUAUUUAAAGAGGGAGAGAAGCCAGUAAUUUAUACUGGUAUUCUAGGAGCUGAAUAUCUCCUGAAAUUCAUAAGAUUAAACCGAAUUUCAUGUCCAGUGAAGAUAGUGACUAUUGAAGAAGCAGAAAAAUAUUUAAAUGGGGAGUUAUAUAAAGAAUUAACAUCCUAUUCUAGUGUGUCAAUUCUGGCAAUAUUUAGCUCAAACAUGACAGAAGAAAAGGAAAAUUUCAUUGAAGCAGGAAACAGUCUAAAAGGUUUUGUCAUCACAGGAUUCUAUUCUGAAGAUGAUGCUUUGAUCCUGUCAAAGAAAUAUGCUGUGACUCUUCCAGCACUAUUGCUUGCCAGACAUAAAGAAGAAAAGAUAGAUAGCAUUCUGCUCUCUAAUUUUGAUGCUAAGAAUAUAGUUCAAAUAAUAAAAAGUACAAUGUUGGGAAUAUUUCCAGAAAUAACAGUGGAAAAUCUUCCCGUCUAUUUAAAACUAAAGAAACCAUUACUUAUUUUGUUCAGAGAUGGCAAUUUAAAUCACAAGGAUGAAAAAGAAAUGUUAACCUUACUAAAGCAAAAGCACCUGGAAACACUCAUCCCUUGCUGGUUAAAUCUUAAAACUACUCCUGUGGGGAGAGGAAUACUGAAAGCUUAUUUCAAGCAUCUACCUCCACUACCAGUUCUUGUUUUAGUGGAUCUCCAUUCACAGGGCCAAGUAGCUUCAUUUCCAUUGGAUCAAAGUAUAAAUGAAAAAAACAUUUUGUUGUGGCUUCAGAGAUUAGAAGGAGGAUUAGAAAGUCCACUUACAACUUUAUCUGAUGAAGAGUGGAAACCACCCCUUCCUGCUUACAAUUUUCUGAGCAGGAUGGAUGCUACUGUUCCCUACAGAGAAAUUGCCCAGUUUCCUACAGAGAAUAUGAUUAAAUGUGCAAAAGUAUCUGAUCUACAACAGCAUGACAAGGGACGCUCUGAAGAUAAAUCUGCAAUCAGAAAGGAAGCUACUUAAUCAAUGAAAAUGAAGCCCUGGAAAAUAUGUUUAAACAUGAUGUUAAUGAUUGGUGAUUUUCAAAAUUUAGUUAACUGCAGCAUUUGGGAAAAAUAUGUCAAAGGUUUUUUGACUAAUCUGACACUUGAAUGUAUUAUAUUAAAUAAAAAACAUAACUUUUAAAACCCUGGAUAAAA
This is a messenger RNA of Antechinus flavipes (yellow-footed antechinus), 2853 nucleotides long. RefSeq names its product thioredoxin domain containing 16 (gene TXNDC16). The record is from RefSeq and is a predicted model, not a curated record. Bases 260 to 2677 code for a protein of 805 amino acids. Lineage: Eukaryota; Metazoa; Chordata; Mammalia; Dasyuromorphia; Dasyuridae. The transcript has 21 exons.